AUGCCAGGAUUCAGCUACAGACAGCCAAAUGCCAGAACCAAUCCCACUGAAGUGCGUGAUGGUAGUGGGAGAACCAUUGACGACGACUCUUCUGCCAGCGGGAACGAUGCAGUUUCCAAGACGUUUGGUCGAGGUAUCGUCCAAGAUUUCAAGCGUACCAUUGGUACUUGGUGGUUCAAGGAAAUGACCAACUUCAACACCAAGACCGUUGCUGUGUCUUUCUUCCUUUUCAUUGCUGUCAUUGCUCCUACCAUUACAUUCGGAGCCGUGUACGCCAAGGCUACCAAUAACUAUAUUGGAGCCGUCGAGCUUCUCUUGGCCACUGCUUGGUGCGGAAUCUUCUACUCUUUAGUUUCUGGACAACCAAUGAUGAUCAACGGAGGAACUGGUCCAGUCUUGACCUUCCAAACUGUCUGCUAUGACAUUGCCAAGAACCUUGAUGUUCCAUUUUUGACUUUCAAUGCAUGGAUCGGUAUCUGGGUUUGCAUCUACCAAGUCUUGGCCGCCUUCUUUGAUGCCAACCGUCUCAUCAAAAAGGCCACUCGCUUCACCGACGAAACCUUUGCUCUAUUGAUCGUGUCCAUCUUCCUCUUGGGUGCCAUUGGAAACCCUUCCUCCAAGGUCGGUCUCUUCCACUACUUUGGUACUGACCAUCCACACCACGAAAACAUGAUCGAGGAAAACGGAUCCGAGUACGACUACAUGACCGUGGCUCUAUUGAGUUUGAUUCUCGGUUUGGGUACUGCCUUUUUUGCCAUUGGACUUCGUCAGAUCAAAUUCUCGGCCUUUUGCUGCAACGACUACGUGCGCACUGUCAUUACGGAUUUCGCCAUUACCAUUUCGGUGGUCGUCAUGACCGCCUUGAGACACACCGUUUUUGAGGAUGUCCAAGUCGAAGAACUCAAGGUCCCCGACACUUUUGCCACCUCCUUCUCGUGUUGUACCGCAGACUGUACCAGCUACUGGCCUACCGAAUGUCCCGAUCAAGCCGAAGCAUGGGGACGUCGACCAUGGGUUGUGGACUUGUUUGAUCUGAAUGACAAGAUCUACGUCAUCUUCAUCGCCGCUGGACUUGGUAUCCCCGCCUUCAUCUUGACGUUUUUGGACAACGGAAUCACUUGGCACAUUGUCAACCACCCAAGCAACAGACUUUCCCACGGAGACGCCUACAACUACGACACUUGCAUUUCUGCCAUUAUGGUGUUGGUCAACUCGUUGCUUGGUCUUCCUUGGUUGGUCGCUUCUACCGUCCCAUGCAUCAUGCACAUUACUGCCAUGCAAGAGAAGAAUACCAAGGGCGAAGUCAAAUACAUCCAAGAAUCUCGCUUGACUGGUUUGUUCACCCACACCUUGGUCUUGGCCUGUAUCUUUGCCCUUUCGGUGAUUCGCUUGAUUCCUCUGCCAGUCCUUUAUGGAGUCUUUUUGUUCAUGGGAUUGGUUGCCUUGCCCGGUCAACAGUUCUGGCAACGUUUCUUGUUGUUCUUCCAACAGCCUACCAAGAUGGACAAGAACCACUACACCAAGAACGUGCCUGUGGAACGCAUCCACAAGUACACCUUGGUUCAAUUUUUCUUCUUUGCCGUGGUGUGCGUCGUCCGCGAGAUCAAGGCCAUUUCGAUUGCCUUCCCAGUCAUGGUGUUGCUGUGCAUUCCCGCUCGGCUGUACUUGCACCCCCGUUUGUUUUCCGCUGACGAGUUGAUCUUGUUGGAUGGAUCGCCGGAAGAGAUUGAAGACUGGUUGCUCAAGAAUGACCCCGAAGAGAUGGCCGCGGAUAAGGCUCAAAAGUCGGCACAAGCGCAGCACGUUGCCGACAAUGGCCUUGCACUUCCUGCACAAUUGGAUUCCGAUGAGGAUGACGAACAAGAAGCUUAG
Messenger RNA from Cylindrotheca closterium, 1872 nucleotides. Lineage: Eukaryota; Bacillariophyta; Bacillariophyceae; Bacillariales; Bacillariaceae. The record is from the annotation of a GenBank genome assembly.